CCUAACAUUCCCGUUCAGAAGCAGGAUCACAGUAGGAGAUAAGGAGAGCAUUCACCAUUUUCUUGUGGUUUGGUUUCCUAGAGACACUAAGUACUCCCAUGGAACAAAACAACAAAAGCCUUGUUUCUUCUAAAUUCUUAUGUUUAUGUUUGUUGAUCACCUUGAUCAGCAUUAUUGUUGCUCCACAAGCGGAAGCAGCACGAGCAUUUUUCGUGUUUGGCGAUUCGCUUGUAGACAACGGGAACAACAAUUUCUUGGCCACCACGGCGCGUGCCGAUUCAUAUCCUUAUGGCAUUGAUUCUGCAUCUCAUAGAGCCUCUGGUCGUUUCUCCAAUGGCCUCAACAUGCCUGACCUUAUCAGUGAGAAAAUUGGCUCAGAACCCACAUUACCAUAUUUGAGUCCACAGCUCAAUGGUGAAAGGCUGCUUGUUGGUGCAAACUUUGCUUCUGCUGGGAUAGGAAUUCUCAACGACACUGGAAUUCAGUUUAUAAACAUAAUCCGAAUUACAGAACAAUUGGCAUACUUCAAACAGUAUCAGCAGAGGGUGAGUGCACUAAUUGGAGAAGAGCAGACUCGAAAUUUAGUGAACAAAGCAUUGGUGCUCAUAACCUUAGGUGGCAAUGAUUUUGUCAACAACUAUUAUUUGGUUCCUUUCUCUGCCAGAUCCCGCGAAUAUGCUCUUCCAGACUACGUUGUCUUCCUCAUUUCGGAGUAUCGUAAAAUUCUUGCGAAUCUGUAUGAAUUGGGGGCACGAAGGGUUCUAGUGACAGGCACGGGACCACUGGGUUGCGUGCCAGCAGAAUUGGCUAUGCACAGCCAAAACGGAGAAUGUGCGACUGAGCUGCAACGAGCCGUUAACCUGUUCAAUCCUCAACUCGUCCAACUACUGCACGAACUUAACACUCAAAUUGGCUCCGAUGUCUUCAUUUCCGCAAACGCCUUCACCAUGCAUUUGGAUUUCGUUAGUAACCCACAAGCCUAUGGGUUUGUCACGUCAAAAGUAGCAUGCUGUGGUCAAGGAGCAUACAAUGGAAUCGGACUCUGCACUCCAGCUUCAAACUUGUGCCCAAACAGGGAUUUAUAUGCAUUUUGGGACCCCUUCCAUCCAUCAGAGAGAGCAAAUAGAUUGAUCGUGGAUAAAUUCAUGACUGGAUCCACCGAAUACAUGCACCCUAUGAACCUUAGUACAAUUAUUGCUUUAGAUUCUACAACCUAAUGCACCAUUACUGUAUGAGUUGUCUUCUUUUCUUGUCUAUGCACACCUAGUUCCUACAAGAUAUUGUAUUUUUCUUGAAUGUUUAAAACUAUGACGUUAAUUACUUAAGUAUUAUUUUUUUUUU
Glycine soja is the source of this 1341-nucleotide messenger RNA. RefSeq names its product GDSL esterase/lipase At5g33370-like. Gene Ontology annotation, molecular function: hydrolase activity, acting on ester bonds. Lineage: Eukaryota; Viridiplantae; Streptophyta; Magnoliopsida; Fabales; Fabaceae. The record is from RefSeq and is a predicted model, not a curated record. The coding region runs from base 99 to 1217 and encodes 372 amino acids. The transcript has 5 exons.